CUCUGUAAUCGAGCAAAUCGGAGCAACCCCACAACACCAACAAUCAAAAGGAUUAGCACAGACAUUCAAGUAAAGACACACACAAUUUGCGUCAGUCAGGGGUUAAGCUCCAGUCCAGUCCCAGUCCCAGUCGCAGACGUAGUCCAGUCGAAGCUAAAGUCAAAGUUCAAGUCACAGUCGGAAUUGGAAUUACGAUUCGCACGCACUGAAAUGGACUUUAAGGAAUAUCGCCAGCGGGGCAAGGAAAUGGUUGACUACAUAGCCGACUAUCUGGAGAAUAUACGCGACCGCCGCGUUUUUCCCGACGUCAGCCCCGGCUAUAUGCGUCAACUGUUGCCCGAAUCGGCGCCCAUCGAGGGCGAACCCUGGCCAAAGAUAUUCGGGGAUGUGGAGCGCGUCAUUAUGCCGGGCAUAACCCAUUGGCAGAGUCCGCACAUGCACGCCUACUUUCCGGCUCUGAACUCGAUGCCGUCCCUGCUGGGUGACAUGCUGGCCGAUGCCAUCAACUGUCUGGGCUUCACCUGGGCCAGUUCGCCGGCAUGUACAGAGCUGGAGAUCAUAGUGAUGAAUUGGCUGGGGAAAAUGAUUGGACUGCCGGAUGAAUUUCUCCACUUAAGCAACAGCAGCAAGGGGGGCGGAGUGCUGCAGACGACGGCCAGCGAGGCAACGUUGGUGUGCCUGUUGGCGGGACGGACUCGCGCCAUUCAGCGUUUCCAUGAACGCCAUCCUGGGUACCAAGAUGCGGAGAUAAAUGCUCGGCUUGUCGCCUAUUGCUCUGAUCAGGCACACUCGAGUGUGGAGAAGGCUGCUCUGAUUGGACUCGUGCGUAUGCGUUACAUUGAGGCGGACGAGCAGCUGGCGAUGCGCGGCAAACUGUUGCGCGAGGCCAUCGAGGAUGACAUUAAGAAGGGUCUGGUACCGUUCUGGGUUUGCGCCACGCUGGGCACCACCGGCUCCUGCUCCUUCGACAAUCUGGAAGAGGUUGGCGUUGUGUGUCGGGAGCAUAAUCUAUGGCUGCAUGUGGACGCCGCUUAUGCUGGCAGCGCCUUUAUUUGUCCAGAGUUCAGGACCUGGUUGCGAGGCAUCGAACGUGCCGAUUCCAUAGCCUUCAAUCCGUCCAAAUGGCUGAUGGUACACUUCGACGCAACGGCCCUGUGGGUGCGCGAUAGCGCGGCCGUGCAUCGGACCUUCAAUGUGGAGCCGCUGUAUCUGCAGCACGAGAACUCGGGUGUAGCUGUGGACUUUAUGCACUGGCAGAUACCACUAAGCCGUCGGUUUCGGGCGCUUAAGGUCUGGUUCGUGCUGCGCUCCUUUGGAAUUAAGGGGUUGCAGCGCCACAUUCGAGAGAGCGUACGUUUAGCGCAGAAGUUCGAGGCUCUUGUGCUGGCCGACCAUCGUUUUGAGCUGCCAGCGAAGCGACAUUUGGGUCUUGUGGUGUUUCGCAUACGUGGCGAUAAUGAGAUCACCGAGAGACUCCUGAAGCGCCUCAACCAUCGCGGCAAUCUGCACUGCAUCCCGUCCUCCCUGAAGGGACAGUAUGUCAUACGGUUUACCAUCACGUCGACGCACACAACGCUUGAUGAUGUGGUGAAGGACUGGAUGGAGAUACGACAGGUGGCUACGCUGGUGCUCGAGGAGAUGAACAUAACAAUUUCAAACCGCGUCUACUUGAAGGAUACUAAAGAGAAAAAUGAGGCCUUCGGUUCCAGUCUGUUGCUUUCGAACUCGCCGCUCUCACCGAAGGUCGUUAAUGGUUCCUUUGCGGCCCUGUUCGAUGCCGAUGAGUUUCUGGCUAAGACAUAUGCGGGCAUACGCAUAGCACACCAGGAGUCGCCGUCCAUGCGACGACGCGUGCGCGGCAUUCUCAUGUCCGGAAAGCAGUUCUCGCUGGACUCGCACAUGGAUGUUGUGGUGCAGACUACCCUCGACUGUAGCAGCAACGAGACAAGCGACACUCAGGUGGACUCUUAUGGACGCACCUUGCUGCGUGCCGUCAGACGAAACGACACCCAAGAAGCUUGCAUACGCGAGGACAAGGAGGAGGAAUCUGCGGAAGGUAUGCGGCCCAGGUAG
Molecule: messenger RNA, 2073 nt
Organism: Scaptodrosophila lebanonensis
Lineage: Eukaryota; Metazoa; Arthropoda; Insecta; Diptera; Drosophilidae
Product: histidine decarboxylase
Exons: 8
Coding region: 211-2073 (620 amino acids)
Biological process (GO): histamine biosynthetic process; L-histidine catabolic process
Molecular function (GO): pyridoxal phosphate binding; histidine decarboxylase activity
Source: RefSeq, a predicted model, not a curated record